This is a messenger RNA of Mesorhabditis belari, 390 nucleotides long. The record is from the annotation of a GenBank genome assembly. NCBI's taxonomy places the organism in Eukaryota, Metazoa, Nematoda, Chromadorea, Rhabditida, Rhabditidae.
AUGGGAUUUGAGCUACACUAUGCCAACGAAAACUAUUCGGACGGCUAUGUUUCAAAAAUUACAUCGUUCAGGGAUUUUCUAGAGGAAUCAAUUGCAACUCAGCAGUCAACAGUACAAUCGAAGAACGUAGACGCAAAUCGACAAGGAAGUGGAAAUAAUUGUACAGUCUCGAAAUCAUUUGAGAGGGCCAAACUUUUGUCGUUCAAAAGCUGUGGUGAAGAAAUCGACAAUACACCGCCAAUGGGAUUAAAUUCGCAUAACUACUCUUACAUGCUGGACUUUUUGUGCGAAGACUCUCAAUAUAAAUCGGUUUACAUGCGUUCAUUGAAGGUUUGUUGGCGGAAAAGGGGAGCAUGGAUCACUACGAAAACAUCGAUCAUCACGGAAAUU